UCAUCGCACCAGUUUCAGCGCGACACGCGAUAGACUUGGAUGAUGUUUCCGCCAACAGUUCAGAAAACAAAGUGCACAAAAUUUGUGUUGUUUAUUCAAAAUCAAUGAAAGAUGCCGUCCUAAAAUCAAGGAAGGCUGGUGCCCUUAUCACUUAUCGGCAACACAUCGCGUCGCAAUACACCACAGUCAGUAAGCAUGCAACUUGACGACACAUCGAAAGGAAUAAAUCGAAACCAUCGGUUGCUUGCUACCUUAGUUGCUAAUCUGCUUCUAAACGGUUCGGUUCGUUCGAGUGGCAGUGACAGCGAGUGACGGGAAGAGGCUGCUUACCUUCGAGUCGUCUGUGGUUAACAAAAAGUAAAGUGCUGCCAUAAAAUCCUGCUCCAUUCACAGGUGUGCAAAACACAUACCACUUUCGCUCCUGCGUACACACCGCGAAGAUGAGAAUUAUGCAACGUGUGUGACACAUAGAACGUGGCGCCUCGAAACAUCCUUCGCGUGGAGCAGAAAGUGUCUUUCCAAUCAGUGGCAAGGUUGUGCACCCACCGCGCGCAGCGAAGAUCGUUGACUGGUGACUAAUCUUGAUGUGUUCUCGGUGUGUGGCUCAGGGAAGCUGCGAGUGAUUUGAAAUUUGAACGGGGUGCGAUACGUGCUAAACACAGUAACCAUGGAGUCCACACAGCGCAGUAAGCUGAUCGGUGUCAUCGACGAUGGGACGAAUAUAGCGCGCUUUGCGAUCUUCAAAGUCCCCGAUUUCGAGGAGAUCUGCUCGCAUCAGCUUAGCAUAACACAGAUAAUUCCUCAAGAAGGCUGGUUCGAGCAGAAUCCGGUGGAAAUACUGGAAGCGGUGCGGUUGUGUGUGGUGGAGGCCUGCCACCGACUCGAGUUGCUAGACUAUCUGGUGCAGGACAUUGCCUCGAUCGGUAUCACCAACCAGCGUGAGACAACCGUCGUGUGGGACAAGCAUACCGGCGAGCCGCUCUACAAUGCCAUCGUGUGGAACGAUAUCAGGACGAACUCCACGGUGGACAAAGUGUUGGCGCGUUUGCCCGAGCAAAAUCAUAAUCACUUCCGGGCGAUUUCCGGGCUACCCAUUUCGCCGUAUUUCUCCGCGCUCAAGCUCAAUUGGUUGAAAGAAAAGGUCCCGGCGGUGCGGCGGGCCUGCAGAGAGAAGCGAUGUUACGCCGGGACGAUUGACAGUUGGUUACUAUGGAACCUGACCGGAGCAACCAAUGGUGGGGUGUUCGCAACGGAUGUUACCAAUGCUUCGCGAACGCUGCUCAUGAACAUCGAAACACUCCACUGGGAUCCGCUGCUGAUAAAGACAUUCUCACUGCACGUUGACAUGCUACCGGAGAUUCGCAGCUCGUCGGAAAUCUACGGGUACAUGAAGGACGGAUGUGUUCUGGAUGGGGUACCAAUCAGCGCGAUUCUCGGUAAUCAACAGGCAAGUUUGGUGGGUCAGCACUGUGUCAGGGAAGGACAAGCAAAAAAUACCUACCGGAAAGGGUGCUUUCUACUGUACAAUACGGGGACAAGGUGCGUACAUUCCACCCAUGGCCUAGUGACGACGGUCGCAUACCAGAUGGGACAGGAUAAACCCGUGAUUUAUGCGUUGGAAGGUUCGGUGGCGGUGGCCGGUGUUGCCAUGAAGUGGCUCAGAAACAAUCUUGGUCUUCUAGACGAUAUUCCAACGGAUUCGGAGAAGAUUGCCGGAAGUGUGUUCUCAACCGGAGAUGUGUACUUCGUACCUGCCUUCACUGGACUCUACGCACCCUAUUGGAGGAAAGACGCUCGAGGCAUUAUCUGCGGGCUCACCAGUUUCACGACCAAACAUCACAUCAUUCGGGCUGCACUAGAGGCGGUUUGCUUUCAGACGCGUGACAUUCUCGAAGCGAUGAAGAAAGACUGUGGCAUUAACCUCAACAAGCUGCACGUGGACGGCAUCAUGAGCAACAACUCGCUGCUCAUGCAACUGCAGGCGGAUCUGGGUGGUAUUCCAGUGUUAAAGACGGAAGUUUGCGAUCCGGCAGCGCUCGGUACAGCGAUGGCAGCAGCGCAAGCGAAAGGUAUCGAUCUGUACAACAUGGAUCCGGACAGCCGUGAUCGCCAGAUACACAUCACGCACGAAACAUUCCUCCCGACCACGACGGAAGAGGAACGAAACGCUCGGUACACCAAGUGGAAGAUGGCUGUCCAGCGGAGCUUGGGUUGGGCCGUAACCAAGAAGAGUGAAGCCAUGACCGACGAACGAUACCAUCUGCUUGCAUCGAUUCCGGCCGGUCUCUUUCUGCUGAGUUCGUUCAUGAUGCUGGUGUUCUCCCAAGCCCGGCAAAGUUGAUGAAAGCGUGACGCCGUGCCUCCACUGGAUUCGGUGGCUGUUGUAUAUUAACACCGUUGGAUAAUCCGUAGGUGAUUGAGUAUGAAUUAGGUAUUUUCAGUCUUCACGUUUAGAGUCAAGAGUGAGGGUGAUACCGAGAACUCACUUGACCUCAAUAUGGAGAAAAGCUUUGUUAACAUUCAUAAUUAGUCUAGAGGCAGAAACGAUGCAUUCAUUCGGAGUAAACAGGUCUUGAUUCCAUCAAAAGUCCGGGGUACUGGAGCAGGUACCUUAGGCAGAAUGUGCUUAACGUAAGUCAAAUUAUUUCUGAAUAAUUUGUUGAAUCAUGGUUCUCCUCUCAGAAAAAAAGACGAAACACACGGUUGCCAUUAGAGUAGGAACUAAUAUAAUUUAAGUUUAUAUAGUGUUCUAACGAAAUCAAAAAUAGCUUUGCAGGUUACGGUUGAUAUAGAACUUGCCGCUUUAAGUCGAAGACAACUGUUACCCUUAAUUAUUGAAGGUAGUUUAACGCUUAUUUGUUGUGGAAGCAAAAUGCAGAUUCGAAUAUUUUUUAUACUGUACUUAAAAGUUUGUUACUGGACCACA
Toxorhynchites rutilus septentrionalis is the source of this 2926-nucleotide messenger RNA. It is a transcript of the gene Gk2, whose product is annotated as glycerol kinase. Gene Ontology annotation, molecular function: glycerol kinase activity. NCBI's taxonomy places the organism in Eukaryota, Metazoa, Arthropoda, Insecta, Diptera, Culicidae. The transcript is spliced from 11 exons. Gene Ontology annotation, cellular component: mitochondrion. Bases 668 to 2341 code for a protein of 557 amino acids. Gene Ontology annotation, biological process: glycerol-3-phosphate biosynthetic process; glycerol metabolic process; triglyceride metabolic process. The record is from RefSeq and is a predicted model, not a curated record.